This is a messenger RNA of Macrobrachium nipponense, 1790 nucleotides long. RefSeq lists its product as uncharacterized. The transcript is spliced from 6 exons. The record is from RefSeq and is a predicted model, not a curated record. Bases 135 to 848 code for a protein of 237 amino acids. NCBI's taxonomy places the organism in Eukaryota, Metazoa, Arthropoda, Malacostraca, Decapoda, Palaemonidae.
CUUCUUGUCAGUGACGACUGACGACCCGCGAAAAAACAGUUCGUGACGGGAAACGGUGAGGAGAGGACGCACUCGUAUUGUCUCCUGAAGUUAACCAACAUCGACUGCUUGACAGACCAGAAGGAUUACAAAGGAUGCAACAGACUCCUCCUGGCUGUACCAGUCCUUCACGCGGGAUCCUGGGGAGUAUCCUCCUCGUGACCCUCGCCGUGACAGCGUCCUUGGUCAGCCCUACGGUGGGAAGUUUCGUGUAUGUACACCUGUACAAGACGUUAAGCCAAGUGGAUGUUACUGAAGUGAAAUUGGACGCCCCAUCAAUUUGUUACUGCAGGAUGUACUGCAUGGUGCUGCCCAACUGCACCGCGGUUACUGCCAAUUCAACGCAGUCAGGUCCCAUCGACUGCUUCUUCAGUGGGCACCAACCUCUGAAGAGCGGUCUAGAACCCCAAGGCUCAUCUUUUACCUUCACAAAAACAGAUUGCAUUACACCUUUCACUGCGGUUGAUGAAGUCGGCUGUUUGAACUUCGUCCAGGAAACGAAGACAUUUACUGAUGCCCAAAAUGCUUGCAAAUCAAUGGACGCCGAACUUUAUGAUGCCCCAUCCCCGGAGAAGUUUGGUCUGCUCCGUCAAUAUCUUCUGGGAAAGAAGCUGGGUAGUAAUCUCUGGGUGGGAGUCAAAGACAGAGAAUGGAAAAGAAGUAAUCGCCCAGUAAAUAAUGAAAGUGAAUGGGCUUUAGGAGACCCAAACGAGGAUCCUAGUUUUUGUGCCAGAAUGGGUGGGUCUGACUACAAACUCAUGGAUAGAGACUGUCAAUUUCAAUACUAUUACAUUUGCCAAAGUGCAUAAGUGUCACACGGUUAGAAACCAACAUGUGAGCUUGCUGGGGGGCCCUAAGCAUUCAAUAAUAAUAAUAAUAAUAAUAAUAAUAAUAAUAAUAAUAAUAAUAAUAAUAAUAAUAAUAAUAAUAUCUCGGAAGAAGACCCUCUCUCACUCACACUUCAUUAAUCAGGUUCUCAAUCUCUCGAAUAAGUUUUUUUUUUUUUUUUUUUUGCAGCAGAUAAAUCAUAUAAUUUAUCAGCUGUCUAAAGUUCAUUUAUUCCUUGGCGUUUCGGUAGUACUGUACCAUUUUUCAAAAGGCAAGUGAAGCCAGGAAUACAACAAUGUCAUAUUUAUACCCGCAGGCAGGCAUACGGAAAUUUUAGGCAAUUUUUGAUUGGUUGUUAAAGUUGCGGGGUGUUGGGGGCGGGGGGCACUCCUAUUUCUGUGGUCUCCAACCCGUGGGGCAUGGGCUGAUGAUCAGGUGGGCGAAGGACAAAAAUAAAUAAUGUAGAACUGAAAGGUAAAUAAACUAUAGAAUUUAUGAAAAUUUAUAUUUUGGAUUUAUGGUAAUACGUAACUAUACGUUUCAUUUUGAACUUGUCAAUUCCUAUUCUAAAUCUGAAGUAGUGGCCCAUGGGUAUUUGGAGAUAUCUAAAGUAGGCCAUGACCUCAAAAAGGUUGAAGACCACUGUCCUAUUGGCUGGGAGUGGAAUGGUUCACCCGGGAGAGUCUGUCUAAUUGACGUGGGUACUGGGCACUGGGCACUGAUUGGCUGGCGCAGGUCCCAGGAGUUCUGACCAUUGCAUGCUGCCUGAAGCAGCAGGCAGCUGAAUUGUCAGCCCAUGGGCAUGCCUUGCCAUUCUCCGAGAGGUGGUAGGGAGAAGAGGUGUUUCCCGGGCUGUGUUCCACGAUAUUGACUUCAAUUGAUCAUCCUGAAUUGAAGCACCAGCGAUAACCAGGGCUCCAAUA